Molecule: messenger RNA, 1053 nt
Organism: Puccinia graminis f. sp. tritici CRL 75-36-700-3
Lineage: Eukaryota; Fungi; Basidiomycota; Pucciniomycetes; Pucciniales; Pucciniaceae
Exons: 7
Coding region: 1-1053 (350 amino acids)
Source: RefSeq, a predicted model, not a curated record
AUGAAUUUAUCCGAACACUUCUCUCUCCGCUGUCAAUUCUUUCCGGCCUUAGGUCUUAUGUUCAUCUUCAACAGCUACUCCUAUUGGAGUAUGACGCAUUGCUUUUUAGCACUUUAUUACAGCAACAAGACCUUCGCGGUCAAAUCAAGACGCUUGGGCUGGCUUCGAUCGCCGCUGUCGAUCAACCUUUUCUUUCUUAUUUUUCCAAUCUCCCUUACCGUUGCGACUAUCGUGGUCGUAACCCGCAUGAGCAUGGUCUAUCAUGAGCUUCAAGUCCAGACAAGAACUCUAAGGGCCACUUUGAAUCAAGGUUCCCAGGUUUGGAAGCAACUGCAGCUUCCUAUUCACUCUGCAUACGAAAAAGAAAGUCUUUCAUCUCAGCUUACACAAACGCAGGCCGAAUUAGAGUCACUGCUACAGCAAACUGGAACUCUCGUGCCGAAACUAUCGAAUCGAUUCAACUCAGUUCGAUCAAUCAUGUUAUUUUUCAUACCUGCAACCAGCCUGGUUUUUGUUUUGUCAUAUUGGAAAUUGACUGAGAAGUACAAGCAGCAAGGCAGUGGGUCAAGUAACCCAACCUUACAAUCCGAUUUGUCGGAUUCUUGGAAAUCACAAGGCAACUGCAAACAUCUGUCUGUGCGAUCAUGCGGAAGCCGAGCUAGUAAAACAUUCCUUGAGACCCUACGUUCAGAUCCCCAGUUUUUUCGGUUGACAAUGAGAGCCUUUGCUACCCUUCUCGGAAUGCUUACUGGCAUGGUUUUCUGGCUUUUGGCCAUAUUCAAGUUGAAUGAAAUGAUGAUUGAUCCUUAUUGGCACGGUGUCGCGACGUGGCUACCAACGGUUUCCGGUUCCUGGACUGCGAUUCCCGUGGCAUGGCAAUCUUGGCGGAUAUACUUGGACCAAAAGCCUCAAAAGGCAGCAAAUUCUUCUUGUAAAUUGGAAGAGGCUCCAUUUCCAAAAGAGCACUCUGGGACCGGCUGCUUGCAAUUGCUACCACAGAAUUCAACUUGUGACGAAACUCUCUGCCAAAAAAAUUGCCUUGCUAUCGGUUGA